AUGCUGCACCUCCUGGCCCUCUUCCUGCACUGCCUUUCGAUGGCCUCUGGGGACUAUGACAUCUGCAAAUCCUGGGUGACCACCGAUGAGGGCCCCUCCUGGGAGUUCUAUGCCUGCCAGCCCAAAGUGAUGCGCCUGAAGGAUUAUGUCAAGGUGAAAGUGGAGCCUUCGGGCAUCACGUGCGGAGACCCCCCUGAAAGGUUCUGCUCCCACGAAAAUCCCUACCUGUGCAGUAACGAGUGCGAUGCCUCCAACCCCGACCUGGCCCACCCACCCCGGCUUAUGUUUGACAGGGAAGAUGAGGGACUGGCCACCUACUGGCAAAGUGUCACCUGGAGUCGCUACCCCAGUCCCCUGGAGGCCAACAUCACCCUCUCAUGGAACAAGAGUGUAGAGCUGACAGAUGACGUGGUGAUGACUUUCGAGUAUGGCCGGCCCACGGUCAUGGUCCUCGAGAAGUCCCUGGACAAUGGCCGCACCUGGCAGCCUUACCAGUUCUAUGCAGAAGACUGCAUGGAGGCCUUUGGCAUGUCCGCCCGCCGGGCCCGAGACAUGUCACCCUCUAGCGCCCACCGGGUGCUCUGCACAGAGGAGUACUCACGCUGGGCAGGCUCCAAGAAGGAAAAGCAUGUGCGCUUCGAAGUAAGGGACCGCUUCGCCAUCUUUGCCGGCCCUGACCUGCGCAACAUGGACAACCUGUACACGAGGCUGGAGAGUGCCAAGGGCCUCAAGGAGUUCUUCACCUUCACCGACCUGCGCAUGCGACUGCUUCGCCCCGCGCUGGGCGGCACCUACGUGCAACGGGAGAACCUCUACAAGUACUUCUACGCCAUCUCCAACAUAGAAGUCAUCGGCAGGUGCAAAUGCAACCUGCACGCCAACCUGUGCACAGUGCGCGAGGGCAGUCUGCAGUGCGAGUGUGAACACAACACCACGGGCCCCGACUGUGGCAAGUGCAAGAAGAACUUCCGUACACGGGCCUGGCGAGCUGGCUCCUACCUGCCGCUGCCCCAUGGCUCUCCCAAUGCCUGUGCUGCUGCGGGCUCCGCCUUUGGCAGGCAGACCAAGCCACCUACUGUUGCCCCCCUUGGUGAUAGCUCCCUCUGGCCCCAGGUGUCCACCAGUGCAGAAGCUGUGCCUAUCUCGGCUGCUGUCCCCUCCCAAGUCAAGGGCUCCAUACUUUUCCAGCUCAAGCCCAGAUCUCCUCAAGUGAUACCCAUUGAAGAAUUUCAAGACUGUGAGUGCUACGGCCAUUCCAACCGUUGCAGCUACAUCGACUUCCUGAACGUGGUGACCUGCGUCAGCUGCAAACACAACACUCGAGGCCAGCACUGUCAGCAUUGCCGCCUAGGCUACUACCGCAAUGGCUCUGCGGAGCUGGACGACGAGAAUGUCUGCAUUGAAUGUAACUGCAACCAGAUCGGCUCUGUGCAUGACCGGUGCAACGAGACAGGCUUCUGCGAGUGCCGGGAGGGCGCCGUGGGGCCCAAGUGCGAUGAUUGCCUUCCCACGCACUACUGGCGCCAGGGAUGCUACCCCAACGUGUGCGACGACGACCAGCUGCUCUGCCAAAACGGCGGCACCUGCCUGCAGAACCAGCGCUGCACCUGCCCGCGCGGCUACACCGGCGUACGCUGCGAGCAGCCCCGCUGCGACCUCGCUGACGACGGUGGCCCGGACUGUGAUCGCGUGCCAGGCACCGCCCCGCGCCCCGACACCCUGCUCGGAUGCCUGCUGCUGCUCGGGCUCGCCGCCCGCCUGGGCUGCUGA
Molecule: messenger RNA, 1770 nt
Organism: Arvicola amphibius (Eurasian water vole)
Lineage: Eukaryota; Metazoa; Chordata; Mammalia; Rodentia; Cricetidae
Gene: Ntng2
Product: netrin G2
Exons: 9
Coding region: 1-1770 (589 amino acids)
Source: RefSeq, a predicted model, not a curated record